This is a messenger RNA of Desarmillaria tabescens, 501 nucleotides long. RefSeq lists its product as uncharacterized. Lineage: Eukaryota; Fungi; Basidiomycota; Agaricomycetes; Agaricales; Physalacriaceae. The coding region runs from base 1 to 501 and encodes 166 amino acids. The record is from RefSeq and is a predicted model, not a curated record. The transcript is spliced from 7 exons.
AUGUACUUCUCUCUCGCUUUCGUCCUUUUUGGCUUCGCGCUCGUUAGCCCUGUCUUGUCAGAGAUUUGCGAAGGGCAGGUCACCCUCAGCGUGUCUUAUAUUGGCGCAGACAAGAACGUCAAGGCGUGGCGACGUAGUAUCCCGCCAAAUUCCUGGUGUUACGAAUGUCUGUGGAGGACAAUACAACCAGGCAACACGUUCUGUUUCAUUCCUCCUGGGGGUAGCCCGGAUCCUAAUGACUGCCAUGUAAUUGCUGAUGCACUUCGCUAUGAAAGUGAAAACACUGUUUACGAGCGAAUAGGGAACCUCUUCGAUCUUGCUAACGAUUCUAAUGGCAACACUGUCGUCAUGGUUUAUAACAGCUGUGAAUCUUUCUUCGGCAAUGAAAUGUAUGGGGUCAUAGAGUACUGUCGUGAUGAUUGGGCAUCUGUCAUUGACUGGAUGGCUCCGAACUGCCAGUCUACCCCAGGUGGAGACUGCUUCGCCAGCGACGGAAAGUGA